AUGUCCAUUUGCGCAAAAUACUUCCCCAACGAGCCCGAGGCCCCCGUGGUUAAGACGGCCUUCCCGGGGCCAAAGUCUCAGGACGCUGUCAAGCUGCUUGGGCAGGUCUCGGACGCAAGACCAGUGUACUUUGUCGCUGACUACGAGAAGUCCAACGGCAACUACAUCGUCGACGUCGAUGGCAACACGUACUUGGAUGUGUAUGCUCAAAUUGCCUCCAUUCCUUUGGGUUACAACAACCCUGCUUUGGCUGAGGUCGCCAGAUCAGACAAGAUGAUUAGAGCCAUCAUUGACAGACCAGCCUUGGGUAACUUUCCAGGCAAGGAUACCGAGGAGAUCAUCCAGGGAUUGUUGAAGGUUGCCCCUAAGGGCCAGGACAAAGUGUGGUCUGCGCUUUCUGGUGCUGAUGCCAACGAGUUGGCGUUCAAGGCUGCGUUUAUGUAUUACCAGUCGAGAAGAAGAGGCUACAAUGCUGACUUCACCUCAGAAGAGACCAAGUCCGUGAUGGAAAAUCAGAAGCCUGGGUCUCCUGACUUGGCCAUUUUGUCGUUCGAGCGUGCUUUCCACGGCCGUUUGUUCGCUACCGCCUCCACCACCCGCUCCAAGCCCAUUCACAAGUUGGACUUGCCAUCCUUCAAGUGGCCCAAGGCUCAAUUCCCCUCGUACAAAUACCCAUUGUCUGACCACGUCAAGGAAAAUGAGGAGGAAGACAAGCGGUGCUUGGCUAUUGUGGAAGAUGCUUUCAAAAACGCAGUGGCUCCAAUUGCUGCCGUUUUGAUUGAGCCUAUUCAGUCUGAAGGUGGUGACAAUCAUGCUUCGCAGUCUUUCUUGCAGGCCUUGAGAGAUAUCACCAUUAAGCACGGUGCUCUCUUGAUCAUGGACGAGGUUCAGACCGGUGUUGGUGCCACGGGUAAAUUUUGGGCCCACGAACACUUCAACAUUACUCCUCCUCCAGACAUGGUGACGUUCUCCAAGAAGUUCCAGUCUGCUGGUUACUACUUCCACGACCCCGAAAUCAUCCCCAACGUAGCAUACCGCCAGUUCAACACGUGGUGCGGAGACCCAGCUAGAAUGUUGUUGGGAGGUGCCAUUGGAGCAGAAGUGGUGAAGAACGAUUUGCCUGCGCUUGUGGCUAGAGUAGGUGACUACUUGUACAAGAAACUUGAGGUAUUGGCCAAGGAAUAUCCUGAUUACAUCCACAACCUCAGAGGCAAGGACAGAGGCACGUUCAUUGCGUGGUCUUUUAAAGACGCCAGCUUGAGAAACAAGUUUUUGGCUGACUUGAAGAAGGAAGGUGUCAACAUGGGAGGAUGUGCCGAGGACUCCGUCAGGUUGAGACCUACUUUGGUGUUUGAGGAGAAGCACGCCGACAUUCUCAUUGCCGCCGUAAAGAAGGUGUUGGCGUCGUACUGA
Candidozyma auris is the source of this 1413-nucleotide messenger RNA. It is a transcript of the gene UGA1, whose product is annotated as 4-aminobutyrate transaminase. Gene Ontology annotation, cellular component: mitochondrion. Gene Ontology annotation, molecular function: pyridoxal phosphate binding. The record is from RefSeq and is a predicted model, not a curated record. Bases 1 to 1413 code for a protein of 470 amino acids. Lineage: Eukaryota; Fungi; Ascomycota; Pichiomycetes; Serinales; Metschnikowiaceae. The transcript has a single exon. Gene Ontology annotation, biological process: GABA catabolic process.